This is a messenger RNA of Schistocerca gregaria, 2733 nucleotides long. RefSeq names its product calcium-activated potassium channel slo-1-like. Bases 1 to 2733 code for a protein of 910 amino acids. NCBI's taxonomy places the organism in Eukaryota, Metazoa, Arthropoda, Insecta, Orthoptera, Acrididae. Gene Ontology annotation, biological process: potassium ion transport. Gene Ontology annotation, cellular component: membrane. The record is from RefSeq and is a predicted model, not a curated record. The transcript has a single exon.
AUGGAGCGCAGGAACACCUUCGACGUUGGACGACCGCACCUGUUUAACGAGAGGUAUAAGCUCGACGAUGGGCACAAGGAUGUCUUGAGUCGGAAGAUGAGGGUGUACGCCUUCUUGUUCGAAGGCAAAACUGGAACUUUUAUAAGGCUGAUGGAAGUGGUGUUAAGUAUUUUUUGGUGCGCUACGCUGGUGGCGGAGACCUACGUGGUAGAGCCGUAUUUGAUCAAAAUUUCGAAUUAUUCUGUGGGGGGGAUUUUUUGCUUGCUGUAUUUGUUUCGCCUGUACUAUGCAGAGAACCGUUUGCUGUUCGUCGUUUCCGUCUACUCGUUCAUUGAUUACAUAACGAUCAUUCCGGCCUUCAUUCCAAUAAGCAGCAUCAACAUCUUGCAGGUUUUGUCGAUUUUGCGCAUUUUUCGACUGCAUCGAAUUGUCCAGUUUGCCCAGUCCGACAACAUUCGCCAGAUCUUCUAUAUUUCGUUCUGCAUCAUUUCGUUUUUGUUCAUAUCGACGGCGCUCAUGUACGUCGCGGAGUCGAGCGAGCUCGGGAAUUUCCACACUUCUUUCUAUUUCGUGGUCGUCACGAUAUUCACCGUGGGGUUCGGAGAUUACACGCCGACGAGCGAGAUAGGCAGGUUGAUAGUCAUCAUCAUGAUCUUCACGGCGGUUGUCCUCAUCCCCUUGCUGGGUUACUCCGUGUCUAGACUGGUUGGGUUGAGGGUCAACCCGCUGCACACGGCGUACUCCGCGUCGUCCGGGUCCAAGCACACGGUCAUUUUUUGCGCGUCGCUGCACAUGCACUCGAUGAAUCACUUUUUGACGGAGUUUUUGAUCAAGUUCCGCGUCGUGAGGAGAGUCAACAUGCACUUGCUGAUAGUGCUCGACGCGACCGCGUCCCUCGAGUUGACGAAGUUCCUGGUGGCCAUUUCGCGCAGCAGCCCGUGGGUGCACGUGUAUCACGGCACGCCGCUGAACUCGGAGGACUUGGAGCGCGUCGACUUGAGGAGGGCGGAGUCGGCGGUGCUGAUCUACGAGGACGACAACGACACCUGCCUCGCCAACAUGGCGAUCCGCAACUACCGCAGGGACUUGCCGAUCUACGCGCUGGUGUUCAGGCCGGAGAUGAGGCGGUUGAUGAAGGCGUCGGCGCCGAUAAACAUAGAUCGGGGCGACGCGGAGGUCGUCUUGAUAUCGAGGCUGGAGAUUUGCCACGCGCUCAUAGCGCGGUCCGUGCACAUCAGGGGGUUUUGCACGUUGAUUAGCAACUUGGUGAGGAGCAGGAUUCGUCGCGGAGUCGAUUCGAGCGCGAGUCGCUACGCGGAGUACGACAGCGGUUUUGACUACGAGAUUUAUUUUGGCGUGAUUCCGACCUUAUUUUCCGGAGUGGAGUUUUUCGAGGUUUGCAAGCUGAUUUACCAGCUGUUCAAUUCCGUCAUCAUCGGUUUCAUAAGCAUCGAGUCCAAGCAGACCAUUCUCAACCCUGGCUUCGGCUACCUCAUUCAGGGCAACGAGUUGGGCGUCUUUUUGGCCAGAGACUCGUCCAUAGCCUCUAAGAUCAAGGACAUCCCCCCGAGGGACUUGGUUCACAUCAAGCAGGCGACCGGGGGCUUCUCCAAGGACUGCGCUUCCGUCGAUUCGGCCGGCCCGGUCAGGGAGGUCCGCCAUCCCUAUUACGACGUCGACAACAGUUUGGAGCACCGCCGCACGCAGAUAAGUUGGUACAGGGAGGUCCAGCCCAUGGAGCUCGUUCAUUAUUACCUCGCCGUGCGCGAUUCGCAGCUCUUGCAGAACAACUACCAGGUUCUCGACUCGCCUCGAACCUACCGCUCCGCCCAGAUCGAGCAGGUGCCCAAGUCCAAGCAUAUCAUCAUCUACGGCGUCACGCGAUGCUGGCCCUACAUCAUCGCCCCGCUGAGGUCCAAGGUCAUACCUUCCUUCCAGCCCAUCGUCAUCGCCACCCCGGACACCUUUCCCGCCGAUCAGUGGCAGUCGAUAAGCCACUUUCCCGAGGUCUACUUCCUGUCGAACGCCUCGCUGCUGCGGCGAAGGGACCUCGACCGCCUCAGCGUCGAGACCGCCACGCACGUCAUCCUCCUCGAUUCGGAGGAGCACACCUCCUCCCACUCCGAGGUCCUCAUCGGGCAAAAAUACACCGAGCUGGACCUCCUGGAAGUCCCCGAAUACCUGAGGCCCCUGAGCAUCCCGAGCCAAAAGGGCCGAGACAUCCUGCUCAUCUACUCGUUCAUCAAGACCUACUACCCGCACGUCCAGGUCAUCCUGUCCCUGCAGUCCGAGUCCACGCUGCGCUUCCUUCACAGGGCCGAGUACGGCACCAAGUACUACCUCUUCCGCGAGUUCCGCAACGGCAUGGCCUUUUCCACCAUGGAGACGCUCCACCGCAUCCUCGCCCAAACCGUCUACAACCCGCUCCUCAUCGACGUCGUCAACGAGCUCGUCUUCGGCAAGCGACUCUUCAAGUCCGGCACCGGCCACGGCAACCUGCAGAGCACCGUCAUCCGGCUCGACCCGGUCCCGAAGAGCUACUGCGGGCGCACCUACGAGACUCUCUUCUGCGACUUCAUACAGACCCAAAUGAUCAUCCCCAUCGGCCUCUACAGGACCAAGAAGCACUCCAAAAAAGAGAAGUUCAUCCACUACGUGUUCACCUGUCCCCCCAACGAAACCAUCCUCGAAAAGCACGACCUCGUCUACCUGCUGCUCCCCCACCACCACUGA